Messenger RNA from Linum tenue, 4730 nucleotides. The record is from the annotation of a GenBank genome assembly. NCBI's taxonomy places the organism in Eukaryota, Viridiplantae, Streptophyta, Magnoliopsida, Malpighiales, Linaceae.
AGAGUAGGAAGGAAACGACCCAAAAGUGCAAGGGUGAGGAGAGGAAUGGGGUCACAGACACAGUCCUCCUCCCAUUCGUCCGUCGUCCUCACCAUCAUCGUCCCCAUCUGUGGCUGUCUGGUCUGCGCCAAUCAAUCUCACCACCAUUUACUCAAUUAAAAAAGAAAAGCGAGCGGAAACGCGACAAAGGAAGAGAAAAUGGCGGAGCUUGUUUGUUCAUCAUUCCCCAUGCCUAUUCAAUUUCCUCCCUCUGGAUAUUUUCCUCUCCACUCUCUCUCCCAUCAGCUUCGCCACUAAGAAAUCAAUAAGUAAGCAGAGUAAUCUUGGGGUUGGGGAUUCGGGUUUCCUCAAACCAAGAAGUUAAGUAAUCGGCGACCCCAAUCAAGACAUUCCCGCGGCUGGUUUCCCGGCUCCAUCUCCGAAAUCCUUCCACCUGCCCCGGUGAAUUCCGCCUUCCACCUCCUGGCUUUCACCUGGUGUAGUUUUGCAGAACCCUUAAGGUUUUGUGUUGCCAUUUGAGCUCAAGCUGGUUUUCGAGUAGGUCUGGGUAUUAAGAAUGUCUAAUCCGAUUGCAAGAUCAUUUCAAGGGAAGGAGGAAAUGACUGAAAGUGGGACGGCGCAGCAGCCGUAUCAGUCGCAAUCUGCAUGGCUCGCUCAUUGGAUGCCUAGGAAUUAUGGGUUGGCGAAUGGAGCACCAACACCAGCUCCAUUAUCGGUAAGUAAUGAGGUCAGUGAAGAAGAAAGGUCUGGCAUGAAGUUUCAUCCUCUGCAGCUUACUUGGCGUGAAAAAGUCGGAAAGCGUAAAAUGGUGGAUCCUGUGAAGGGGAGUACGACAGUGGGUUUGGAAAGGUUUAGGAAUGAACCUUCCGAAGGCCAGCCUUCUUUGAUGCUAGGUUGUUCUCGUGAUCUUGAGGUUGCUUUGCCUCCAACUAAAAAGAGGUUUGAUAGUGCACAUGUAACAGGCCCCGUAUCGAGACUGGAUGCUUCAUCGAGUAGAGUGGAGAGCAAGUUACCUGGCUCGGCUCCAUGGUUUGCUACUAGCCAAAUGGAAACUCGAUCGAGUGGCCAAAAGCCUCCAAAGUGCGGUAAUAGACUUUCGGAGAAGGAUGGGUUUGGCCUUUCAAUGCAUUCAGAGGACUACUUUCCACGGACCACUUCUCAGAUUGUUCCGUAUGAGUCUGACAGACAAAGGAGUAUGUUACUAUCUUCUUUUCAUGAGCAGGAGAGUUUGAAUCGACCAAGCAGUUCUUUUUGGGAUCGCAUGAAGAAGAUGGAUUGCAAUGGUGCUCUUUUAGUUCAUGAUACCUCAAUCAGCAACAACGAGGGAAGAUGCUUUGCUGCUGAACAAGUGCUCGAGAUGCCUCCUCAGUAUUCUGAUACUGGAUAUUUUAGCUUCCAGAGUGCGCCCCCUGUAUCAGGAAUGCCUUCUUCUGCGCAUGAUGUACAGGCUAUGAGAGUGCGUACUACUAUCGAUUCUGUCACGGAUUUUUCUGCUGGUUGCUCAAAGGUUUUGCAUACAACUCACCGCUUCUUCAUCACAAAGAAGGCUACUGAUCCGGCCUUACCAGAUGAAGGUCAGAUGUUCCACCAGCCGCCAUUAUCUACAAAGUUCAAAGGAAAAGCAUUAGAUGAAUCAUUUGGUUUAGCACUGGACUAUUGCUCCCAUGGUAACCAAGGAGUGAAGCUGCAACCACUUGAGAGUUCCAGAGAAAGCAAGGGCCAAGAAGAAAGUGAGAAUGUCAAGAAUUCUAUAACUGGUUCAAAGAAUGGAUCGUCUUCUGAGACCAAUAUAAUGGACAUGGAUGCUUUUAAACAAAACCAUCUCUUUGGUUUGGCUUCGCCUCCAUCGAGUAAGGACAUGAACGGUGGCCGAAAAUCACCCAUAUCUCAAGAUCCAAUGAUCGCUUCAGUCAGCCAAGAAAUUAGAGCUAGAGCCUUAGAAACACAGUUGCCCGAUAUCAACGAAGAAUUUCAUGUGCUUCCUGAUGUGCCAGGGACAGCAGAUGGUACUAAGCAGUCAAGCACCUCAAUAACCCAAAGUUUGGAUGGGGACUGCUGGCCUCCUCAUGCUGACAACCCCACAAAUUGGAAGUCUAGUGCUUUACCAGACCCAGUGGGCCAGGAUCCCUGUAGUCGAUGGGUAAAACGUCUAAAGCCAAGUGCUCCAGAUCUUGUUGCAUGUGACUUGGGGGAAGCCUCCCAUAAAAAAGUGUCGAGAGUCUUCAGCAAAAUGCUUAAAUGUGGCCAGGCAAGUUCAGAACCAAAUACAAUAAGCAAGCCGCAUUGUAAAGAUAUUGGUGGUAAUGAUUGUCGAACAGAGUCAGUAAAGAACACUGAACCUUCUCUUGCUAAUGGCAAGGGGAAAACACUAGACGCAAUCCACUCACAUCCUUGGAUACGACGGUGGUGUCGCGACCCAAUUACUUCUGUGGCAAGGAAACCUGAUUGUGUGAUGGCUAGUGAAUCACGAGCUGCAAAGUGGGGAGCAGCAGAUGACUUGCCUCGGAAGCAGUUUCCGAGCAUAGCUGCUAUGGCACUCAUGGGAAAGGCUAUGACUGGUUUUCGUCCAUGUGAAUUCAGGAAAAGGGGUUGUCUCAUACUUUGGAGUAACAAGGGCUAUUGAGAUGAACUGUCGCCAUAAGUUAGACUAGAUAGUUUGGAAUAAGCGUGUAAGGUGACCAGUUUGCAGACCCUUACUGGCUCCCCCCUUGUGGGUCAAAUGAUGCUGUCAAUUGGAAAGACAUUGGCGACUUCAGGAUUCUUUAUAAUAUUACUCUAGAGGAAACCAGUGAAGUUCAGCUAUGGGGUUUAGUGAGGGCGGGGAAAGGUACAAUCUUUGUGUAAUAAAUUUCCCAUUCCACCCCCUGAUCUGAAUUUUUGUAGGCACCCAUGAUGUUUUAGAAAAAUGACUAGAAAUUCUGUAUCUGUUGAUUUCCUAUGAAUUGAGGCAGCAGGUACACUUCUGCUGGUUUACAAGAAUAAUUUACGUGGAAAGUACAACUUGAAUUCCAUGGAAUCUCACGAAUUUCCUCUCAGUUGUCAUCCCUACUUUCCUGCUUGUUCUAGAUUUUUAAGAUGCAUUAUCAGCUGUAGCUUUGACAAGUCUACUGGAAGAAGAUUGAUGGUCACAAACAACAGUGCCAUUCUUCACCUGGCAACCAGCUUGCUCAAGCGCAAACUCGAAAAACCCUCCUCCUUGAAAGCUUGAAUCCAUGCCAGGUGGAGCAAACUGAACAAUGACAUCCCGAGACAGGAGAAUCCCGGUGGGGUUCAUCGAUUGAUCAACGAUGAAGCUGAAACUGCUGUUUGUCUCUGAUAGCUUCAUCAUGGCCUGCUUCAGGGUGUCACUUCUCGUGUUGGCAACUACUGAAUCCAUCUUUGGUAGAAAGUUAUUCUUCAGUUUCAGCGUUCCAGCCGAAAGCAGCGCUCCUAAGUCUUUCUGAAUAGUAGGAUCACAAUCUGAAUUCACUCCUGUUUCUGUAUGAAUGAACUCCUCUGCUGUUAUUGUCUUUCUGUUGCGGAACAGGUCAUCAUUCUCUAGAAGGAGAUAGGCGUCACUGUUUCUGAUGCAGCCAAUGAUGGUCUCAUUUGUUCGGUUCACUACAGCAAUAACACCGAUUUGGGUUCCCCAUAGGAGGUGAAGAGCUUCUGCCAAGCUCUGGUCUCCAUAAACACUUACCACAUGCUCUUCUCUGAGAGGGGCAAAAACAGAAGCUCUAAAUCAACAGCAUUCAAGCAGGGGAAAUCUAAAUUUGCAGGCAUGCGUUGGGGGCAUAGUACCGGUAGGCUGACAAAGGCUUGUCAGCAAUGGCAUCGAACCAUUCGAGCCCGGCUGACCGAAGCAGCAAGUGGAUCACUGCAUUCUGCCAAUUACUUAUCAUCAACCAAUAUGCAAAAAUUGGGUGAAGAGAAUAAAACAAGUGAAGAAAGGAAGGGUUCUUUCAGUGACCUGGGUGACAAAGCCAAUGACUUGAAUCUCAGACUCCUCUACAACCGGAACAACUUGGAGCUGGUGCUUGCAAAGAAGCAGCAGAACAUGAAACACAGUAUCCUCCAGAUGAACUGGGAAAAACGGGUCCCAAAGAAACGACUUUGCCAGCUCUCCGACCUUCGUGUCUGCGAUUUCAGGAUUCUCAUGCAGCAUUGUGGAAAUGCUGUCGAAAUCGGCGGUGAUCUUGGCGUGCCGCUUUUCAGAUUCAUGGAGACACCAAAGAAGCAUCCUGGCGAAAUCGAUGAAACCCAUGUAUCGAUCGGAGGCCCUGCCGGUGAUGUUUUCAGGGUCGAUGGAGUCGGCGAUCGGAGCGCCGAACACGUUCCUGCGAUACAAUAGCUCCAUCGCGUGCUUCACCGUGUCUCCGGCUUUCAGCUCCGUAACCAAGACAUCUAAAGGGAAUUGAGAUAAUAAUCACCAUCAAUGUGUUCACUGAAGAACGCUGUGAUUAGUGGUCGUAGGACGCGAGGAAGUUGGUUACCAGGAGAGUUUCGAAUUCCAGGGACGGAACUGAUGGGAAUGUGAUCGAGAAAUGACUGAAGGGCGGCCCCUGAAUCGAGCUGUUGGGUCUGUUUGAGAUCUGCGAUGAAGCUGGAAUCCACUGCGCUUGGCGCUUCUGGGUUCUUGAUCCCGUGGACUUCUGGAACCUCCAUCAUCUUCUUUUCUUCUUGCAUUUGCGCGCGCGUUUUCCUGGUCUGUUCUGUUUCAGGGAACUGCCUCUGUUGUUGUUCUUCUGUUU